AUGAAAAAUGCACGAUGGGCACACACAGCAACAGUGUUAACAAACGGAAAAGUAUUAGUUGCUGGUGGAACCAGUAAUAUUGGUGUUCUAAAUAAUGUUGAAUUAUAUGAUCUACCAACAAGAAUGUGGACAACUACUAAUAAUAUGAAUAGUAGACGAUAUUAUCAUACAGCAACUGUAUUAGCUAAUGGACAAGUAUUAGUUACUGGUGGAACUAAUGGUAAUACUUUAAUGAGUACUGAAUUAUAUGAUCCAUUAACAGGAAUAUGGACAAUCGCUGGAAAUAUGAAUAUUGGACGAUUUGAACAUACAGCAACUGUAUUACCUAAUGGAAAAGUAUUAGUUACUGGAGGAUACAGUAAUAAUGGUAAUAUUUUAAAUAGUUCUGAAUUAUAUGAUCCAUCAACACGAACAUGGACAAUUACUGGUAGUAUGAAUAUUCGACGAUAUUAUCAUUCAGCAUCGAUGUUAAUGAAUGGAAAAGUAUUAGUUACUGGUGGAUAUGUUAAUAAUAUUGCGUUAAGUAUGUCCGAACUAUAUGAUCCAUUAACUCAAACAUGGACAAUUAUUAAUAAUAUGAAUAAUGCACGUUAUUAUCAUAAAGCAUCUAUAUUAAUAGAUGGACAAGUAUUAAUUACAGGUGGUUUUAAUAAUAACUAUCUAAAUAGUGCUGAAUUGUAUGAUCCAUUAACAGGAACUUGGUCAAUAACUGGAAAUAUGAAUUAUGCACGUAUGACUCACACAGUAUCUAUACUAAGAAAUGGAACAAUUAUAGUUACUGGUGGAUAUAAUAGUAGUGGUCAAUUAAAUAGUGCUGAGUUCUAUAAUCCAACAACAAGACAAUGGACAAUAACUAAUUUCAUGAAUGAUAAACGAUAUUAUCAUACAGCAUCCGUAUUAAUAGAAGGAAAUGUUUUAGUUACUGGUGGACGUGAUAAUGUAAAUAGUACAGAAGUAUUAUUUAUAAGUUAA
Molecule: messenger RNA, 972 nt
Organism: Adineta steineri
Lineage: Eukaryota; Metazoa; Rotifera; Eurotatoria; Adinetida; Adinetidae
Source: the annotation of a GenBank genome assembly